GCCCCGAUCGUGCAACUAAUUUUCAUAUUUAUUUUCUUCCCUUCUUCCUCCAAUCGAUAAGUUUGUUUAGUGUAAUUGCCCUGAACCAAAACCCAAACAGUUUCUCACACAGCGGAGGUUUAAGCGUAAAUUCGACGAGAAUGCGUAAGGACGAAGCCAAGGCCCCCGGCGCCAUGCCGCAGCAGCAGCGAUCGCACAUCCAGUUCUUCGUGCGAAUGAUGUCUGCCGGAAACACGAUUGUGAUGCAAGCCUUCCCCGAAGACACGGUCAAAUCGAUUCACGAGCGUAUCCAAAGCAUGAAGGGAAUCCCAUUGUUCGAGCAGAGGUUAAUUUAUCGCGGGAAACAGCUCCAGUGGGAACAGACUCUUGCCGAGUGUUUCAUUCAAAACGACGCCAACCUUCAAUUAGUUGGCCGUAUGCGCAGUACCGAACACCCUCAAGCCUGGCAAGUUAUCAACGACAUGGUUUCUCUCGUUUACCGUCUUUGCCGCGGCGAGACGGUUCACGAUGCCUUGAAAACCGUCAAGGGUUUGAUGACCAGUUACUUGAACAUGACUCCCAGAAUUGACAACGACUCUGCCUCUGGCUACUUUCAGAUUUUCAUGUCUUCUUCUGCCCCCGCUGUGCUUGUUAUGCUCUAUGUGUCCCCUUACGCAGGUAACAAGGACUGUGCUGAUUCCUCUGUUAGACACUUUUUGAGUUCCUGUCGCAAUAUUUUGUCCAAGGCAUUGCACGGCCAGUGUGCGCGUGUGGUGUUGGAGUUUUGUAAAUUGCUUAGGAGAGUGGGGUCUCACGACCCUUUGUAUCUCUUUUGUCGUAGUACUUUUGGGUCCUUGUUGGAAACUGCUGGAGUUUCCUAUGGUUCCGGUUCGGAUAAUGUUAAGGGGCUGGUUUUGAUUCAGGAUAUUUUCCCCUUUGUUUGUGAGCUUGCUAACAGCUUGUUGAGGGAUCUGGACUUGAGUAUUGUGUCCCCCUCGGCCGCAGGGCCUUUGUCAAACGAUGUUGGGGAUUUUUCUGCAUUCUUACUGCCUUUGAGGACUGGAAUUAAGGAGCAACAGGCUGUCAAGGAUUCUAUGGCUCAAGACAAACACCACAAGCUCGCAGAAGAGAUUGAAUAUCUUCAUGGUUUGUACGUUCAGUUGUUGAACAAAAUUGAUCAGUGCCUUCAAAAAAUGGACCAGAGUUUGGCUGGCCAGGAAAUGAUGGAGGGGGAUAAUCUUUAUCCUGCCUGGUCUCAUUAUCUUUCCAUCUUGAAGGAGUUGUAUCAAAUUUCAAAGCUUUAUGAUGGUGCUGAAGAAAAGCUUUGGGGUGUUUUGACGCGGCAAAGAAGUGUGCUAUGUCUGCUGAUAGUUCGAUAUGCGAAGAGAACUGAUGAGCAUCAGUGGAUUCUGGAGCAUAGGUAUGUAACCAAUUUUGAGUCUAGAAGGCAUUUGGCCAUGAUGAUGUUCCCAGAGGUAAAAGAGGACUAUGAGGAGUUACAUGAGAUGCUUAUUGACAGGUCUCAGUUAUUGACUGAGUCUUUUGAAUACAUCGCACGUGCUGAGCCUGACUCCCUGCAUGCUGGCCUGUUUAUGGAAUUCAAAAACGAGGAAGCUACUGGCCCAGGUGUAUUAAGGGAGUGGUUUCUUCUGGUAUGCCAAGCAAUAUUCAAUCCACAAAAUGCUCUUUUCGUAGCUUGCCCAAAUGAUCGAAGGAGAUUUUUCCCUAAUCCUGCAUCUAAGGUACAUCCUCUGCACCUUGAGUACUUCAGCUUCGCUGGUCGAGUUAUUGCAUUAGCUUUGAUGCAUAAGGUGCAAGUUGGUAUUGCUUUUGAUCGUGCGUUUUUCUUGCAAUUGGCGGGAAACUAUAUUGCUAUAAAAGAUAUAAGGGAUGCAGAUCCUUAUCUGUAUACUAGCUGCAAGCAAAUAUUGGAUAUGGAUGCUGAUUUGAUUGAUUCAGAUGCAUUAGGACUGACAUUUGUUAGGGAGGUGGAGGAAUUAGGACAGAGGAAAGUGGUUGAGCUCUGCCCUGGUGGAAAAAAUCUUGCAGUUAAUAGUAAGAACAGGGACAAGUAUGUUGAUCUUCUUAUACAGGAUCACUUCGUAACAUCCAUAUCUGAGCAGGUAUCACAUUUUGCGAAAGGUUUUGCAGAUAUUCUCUCAAACUCAAAGCUCCAGCAGUACUUCUUCCAAAGUUUAGACCUUGAAGACCUUGAUACGAUGUUGCAUGGGAGUGUUGCCAUGUUUUCGUUGUAGGAUAUUUCUCGAUCUUCUUUUUUGCUUCACACGUGUUCUCUUUCUUUUUAAUGCUGAUUUAUUAACUAUUGGACCGUUAGAAGACCUUAAGCCGUUACCUAACUUAAGGGGUUUGAGAAUAACAAUAAUUUUAGCUUAUAGGUUAGGAAAUGGUAGAUUUUUUGAGUUUUGUUGCCAGUGUUAGCAAUAACUUAAAAAUUUAUGAAUGACCCACUUGCAGGUGAGUAUAGGAACCAAUUAAAUUCAAUCACAAUUGGCAAAUGAUUCAGUAUCUUAGGUAUAUUAAUCGAGAUUUGAUUCUUACA
Glycine soja is the source of this 2539-nucleotide messenger RNA. Its product is annotated as E3 ubiquitin-protein ligase UPL5-like. The transcript has 2 exons. Lineage: Eukaryota; Viridiplantae; Streptophyta; Magnoliopsida; Fabales; Fabaceae. Gene Ontology annotation, biological process: positive regulation of protein catabolic process; proteasome-mediated ubiquitin-dependent protein catabolic process; protein polyubiquitination. The record is from RefSeq and is a predicted model, not a curated record. Bases 141 to 2234 code for a protein of 697 amino acids. Gene Ontology annotation, molecular function: ubiquitin-protein transferase activity; protein binding.